Molecule: messenger RNA, 792 nt
Organism: Lithohypha guttulata
Lineage: Eukaryota; Fungi; Ascomycota; Eurotiomycetes; Chaetothyriales; Trichomeriaceae
Gene: RPS4
Product: 40S ribosomal protein S4
Exons: 4
Coding region: 1-792 (263 amino acids)
Biological process (GO): translation
Cellular component (GO): cytosolic small ribosomal subunit; ribosome
Molecular function (GO): RNA binding; structural constituent of ribosome
Source: RefSeq, a predicted model, not a curated record
AUGGGUAGAGGUCCAAAGAAGCACCAGAAGCGUCUGUCAGCACCAUCACACUGGUUGCUUGACAAGCUCUCCGGUGCUUAUGCCCCAAAGCCUUCUCCUGGUCCUCACAAACAGCGAGACUGUCUUCCACUCAUUGUCUUCCUCCGAAACCGACUGAAGUAUGCCCUCAACGGCCGAGAAGUCACGCAGAUUGUCAUGCAGAGACUCAUCAAGGUCGAUGGAAAAGUGCGAACUGAUUCGAACUACCCAGCCGGCUACAUGGAUGUGAUCUCGAUUGACAAGACUGGCGAGAACUUCAGACUCAUCUACGAUACCAAGGGCCGAUUCGCUGUUCACAGAGUUGAGUCAGCUGAAGCCGAGUACAAGUUGGGCAAGGUCAAGAGAGUGCAGCUUGGACGAGGUGGAAUCCCAUUCUUGGUCACGCAUGAUGCACGCACAAUCCGAUACCCAGACCCAGCUAUCAAGGUCAACGAUACAGUCAAGAUUGAUCUUGCAACUGGAAAGAUCACUGAUUUCAUCCGAUUCGAUACCGGUGUGAUCGCCAUGGUCACUGGUGGUCGUAACAUGGGUCGAGUUGGUGUCAUCACACACAGAGAGAGACACGAUGGUGGUUUCAAUAUUGUUCACAUCAAGGACGCCAUCGACAACUCCUUCGCUACUCGAGAAAGCAACGUCUUCAUCAUCGGUAGGGAGAAGCCAUGGGUCAGUCUGCCUAAAGGCAAGGGUGUCAAGUUGUCCAUUGCCGAGGAGCGUGACCGAAGACGAGCCAUGCAAGCUGCUGGUCAGGCAUAG